AUGUCCAAUGGUCUCUGCGGAUGCUUUUGCGGAAGCAGGAUGCUUCUUGCUGGUUGGGCAGGAGGAGGCUGUCGAGUGUCUGUCAGAGAUCUCGAUCGAGUCCAGCUGUCUUCCCUCGCAGCUCCCGACGAGCUUCUCUUCGAGCAGGAGCGGGCGAGCGGAGGGUCUGUGAGAAUGAGGGCUCUGGUACAGGAGAUUCUCAAUGAGAUCCGUCUAGCCAACUGGAAAAGAAAACCGAGGGCGAUCGCGAUGCUCGGAGCAGACAAACAUGCUAACUUCAGCGUCUCAGCUCCGUACAGGCCCAGGAGUGAAGGGAGGGGACAGGUAUCGUCUGCCAAGAGCGGGCUAGUUCCUCUCGAGAUCGUGCGGGCCAAGGCAGUCGAGUCGAUCCUCGAGUGCCGGGACUGGGAGCUGGAGCACGAGCUCGGCGACUACUCGCAGCCGUCGCCUCAAGCCUCGUCCAUCCACAUUAGAGAAGAUCUCGACAUGGCAUAUCACACCGAGAGAAGCAAGCUGCUGUCGUCUCAUGCGCAGAAGGAUCACAACAACGGGCUCAACAUCAUCAAGAACUCAUUGGCGAUCCUCAGGGAAGACUUCGUGCAGGACAUCACACUUACAAGAUGA
This is a messenger RNA of Guillardia theta CCMP2712, 624 nucleotides long. RefSeq lists its product as hypothetical. NCBI's taxonomy places the organism in Eukaryota, Cryptophyceae, Pyrenomonadales, Geminigeraceae. Bases 1 to 624 code for a protein of 207 amino acids. The transcript is spliced from 4 exons. The record is from RefSeq and is a predicted model, not a curated record.